This is a messenger RNA of Paramormyrops kingsleyae, 3294 nucleotides long. It is a transcript of the gene grb7, whose product is annotated as growth factor receptor bound protein 7. Lineage: Eukaryota; Metazoa; Chordata; Actinopteri; Osteoglossiformes; Mormyridae. The record is from RefSeq and is a predicted model, not a curated record. Gene Ontology annotation, biological process: signal transduction.
GUGCGUGGGAGAGGCCGAGAAAUGACAGCUUGUGGCGGCUAAGGAACAGGAUCUGCCGGUUGUAGGUGAUCAGUUCGUACGCUGCCCGCCUCGCCGACGACUUCCGACCAGAUUCUGCACAGUCCCGCUUCCUGGUUCACGGAGAAGACAACCCGUUAGGAGGGAGAGGCGCACCCGAGGAAUUGGCCGUGAUUCACUGCAGGUCGCUGCAGCCCGUCAGGCACUCUCACAAGUUGCGGCUGACCAACGGGCCGCUGCGUGUCAGCUGAAGAGAAUUCCAUGGAGGUGGAAGGGUCAUGGAGAGAAGUCUUUAAGGGGGCAGACAGUGCCAAGAACACCUGCACAGAUGUUCAGAAUAACCCCAGUAUUAGGACCUCAGCUGUGGAAACUUCAGCCUUAUGCCGGUCCCUGCCAGUCAGCAUCCAUCAGAACAGAUCCAAAGAAGGAGAGUCACCCGCUUCGUCAGUGCCCUCAAUACCCAAUCCCUUCCCAGAGCUCUGUAGUCCCUCCCACUCACCGGUUCUGAUUGGCUCUCCACUUGGACAGGGCAGCUCUCCUGCAGCUGGCACACAUGUGGUGAAGGUCUUUGGGGAAGAUGGUCGCAGCCGUUCGCUCUGGGUUCCCACGGGUGCCGCGGCACGAGACGUCUGCCGCAUGCUGGUGCAGACGGCCCACUGUGCCGACCAGGAGAGCUGGGCCCUUAUAGAGCUGCAUGCGGGCCUCGGGCUAGAGCGCUGCCUUGAAGACCAUGAGACAGUAGUGGAAGUGCAGGCCACCUGGCCACUAGAUGGAGAUAGCAAGCUUUUAUUCAGGAAGAACUACGCCAAAUACGAGUUUUUCAAAACACCCAUGAUGUUCUUUCCGGAACACAUGAUCUCUGACAGCGCUGAUGUCAACAAGGGCAUGACUUCGUCAGAACUCAUCCAGAACCUACUCAACUCGGGUAGCUGUCCAGAGAUCCAAGGGUUCCUGCAAGUCCGGGAGCCCAGCCGCAAGGUGUGGAAGAAGGUCUGCUUCUUUUUGAGGAGAUCUGGCCUCUACUGCUCAACCAAGGGCUCCUCCAAGGAGCCUCGGCAUCUACAGUACGUGGCAGAUUUGGAAGAUCUCAACAUCUACACCGUUACUAACGGACGCAAGCUAUACGGGGCACCCUCAGACUUCACCUUCUGCAUAAAGCCCUGCAGGAACCGCGCUCGCUGGCGGGACAUGAAGCUGCUGGCCGCGGAGAAUGAGCAGACGCGCACCUGCUGGACCACUGCCUUCAGGCUGUUUAAGUAUGGAAAGCAGCUCCAGUGUAACUACCAGCUGUCCCAGUUCACGCGCAGGCAGGAGGGCACUGGGCGCCUGGGUGUCAAGCACUGCAUGUCUGAAGCUUCCUUGGUGGCCAUGGAUUUUUCUGGAAAGGCGGGAGGUCGAGUAAUCGCGAACCCCAGGGAGGCCCAGCACGCCGAGCAGGAGGAGGGCCAGGCCUGGAGGAAGAAGACAGCCCUUCGCUACAGCCUACCCAGCUCCUGCUCCGGCUCCCGCAGCACCCCGAUUCACCAGACCCAGCCGUGGUUCCAUGGUGGGGUGUCACGAGGGGAGGCGCAGAGGCUGAUUGAGGAACAGGGCCUUGUCGAUGGGAUGUACCUGAUCCGUGAGAGCCAGCAGCACGCCAUGUGCUUUGUCCUCUCACUCUGCCACAAGCUGAAGACCAAACACUACCUCAUCAUCCCGUGUGAAGACGGAGGCAGGAGUUACUACACCAUGGAUGACGGCGUGACACUCUUCAUAGACCUUCUGCAGCUGGUGGAGUUCCACCAAAUCAACCGGGGCAUUCUGCCCGUCUGUCUCAAGCACCCCUGUGUCCGGGUUGCCCUGUGACUCCGCCCCAUCGAGCUGACAGAUCAGACCACUCCCCUCUUGAAUCCCAAACCCCGCCAUACCUGCGGUUUCCCUCCAGGAGGUGUGGUUGGGAGAAGGGAUAGAGGAAGACAGUCAAUGAGGAGAUGGAGGGUUUGGUGGAUUUCAGCUUUACUCAGGUCACCCUGAGCCUCCAUGCCUGCAGGCUAGCUGGCCUGGCAUAACCUCACCAUUGGGAUCUGACUCAUCGCUGUUCCAUUUUACGGCCUGGGAUUGGCCGGCUCUGGCGUCAGGGAGCCGGGCUUGUUUUGGCCAUGGGCAUACGGAGAUGUCUCUGUUUCAGGAGAAACAGCGCUCUUGCGUUGGCAUCACGUGAUGCAAUUGGCCACAUGACGCAUUCUGUUGGCACUUCCAUCGUGGUGGAUUCUCAGCAAUUAGCCAAAUGCUGGGGGGCCAGCGCAUGAAAAAAAAGAUGUAGCGAUAAUAGUAGUAAAAAACCUUUGUUAGAAAAAUUGAAAAUGUGCCAUGCCUGUGAAUCCAUAUAGGAUCAGACUCAUGUCAGAUAAGGAGACAUUUAGCAGGGCAUACGGUUUUAAUUGGGGGUGUUGGAACUGAAGCGUGCCCCCAGCAGACAGUCUGGGAGAUGGUGAGAUAAGCGGCAGGCACUGAGAAGAGUCUCCUUACUGUGGAGUCGGGGCAGCAGUGCAGUGUUGCACCUAUUGAUUAUCUUCAAUCUUAGCACCAGUGAGCUGUGUCCUUUCAGGUACAUUUUUAUAUUAACCAAAACAGUCUAGUUAUCACAAUGUUUAUGGCUAUGACUAGUUAUGGACCUGUCAUGAAUUUCAGUCUAAAAUACAUAUUUUUAAUAAUAUUUUUGCUUAAAAUCAUGAAUUUCUGAUUGUCUUGGUUAGCAGAACUGAGGUCCUUGUUUUACCUCAUGCAGAAACACUUGGAUGUCUUAUAGCUCUCCACUAGAGGGAGCACCUAAACACUAAACGGGUUACUUAAUUUAUGCCACUUUUCCUACUGCUGCUGCAAGCUCUGCAUUGGAAAUGAAAGACAGAAAAGAUUGUAUUGAAUAUACAGUAUAUUUCACCAUUCAAGAUUUUGCAUACGCUAAACACAAUACAGUGGAACCUCGGAUUACGAGUAACGCGGUUUACGAGUGUUCCGCAAGACGAGCAAAGAUUUUUAAUAAAUUUUGACUUGGAAACCGAGCAAGUCCUGGUUUACGAGCGCCAAGUAUCAUCAAAAAUCAUAUGGCACAUAUGCGCUCCUUGUUUUUCUUGUUUUUACGUGCGCUCCGCUUCAAAACAGGACGCCGAUCACACGUCAUCACAACUGAACCAAUGGUUAUUCACUUUCUCACGCUGCGGAAUUGUGGGUAAUCGUCUCCCAUGCUCGGUCUCAGUCGGCAUGCCUCACUCGUAUAGUCAAAAUUUAGUAGAAAAG